Messenger RNA from Echinococcus granulosus, 849 nucleotides. RefSeq lists its product as hypothetical. The transcript has 6 exons. The record is from RefSeq and is a predicted model, not a curated record. Bases 1 to 849 code for a protein of 282 amino acids. Lineage: Eukaryota; Metazoa; Platyhelminthes; Cestoda; Cyclophyllidea; Taeniidae.
AUGUGCAUCUGUCCACCUGCUGGUGGAGGUCAGGGAUGUGGUGAUUCCGCCUCCCCGGGUUCCACGGCCUCUUCGCUUAUUCGGUCCUCUACAAAAGGCUUUAAGCACAGCACUCAUCAAGUCAUCAGCAGUGCAGCUGACUGGUGUAAACUUUCUUCGGACUGUCCUACGUCGUGCGCCUGUCCAUCUGUCGGUGGGGAUCGUGGAUGUGAUGAUUUGGCACCUCCAGUUUCACAACCUCGGCAAUUUACCAGCCCUAGUUUAAGGUUGGAGACUCCAAGCGGGGUGAAGUCGGGCAACGGCGAGGUGGAGUUAGCUGAUGGCUCAGCAGCGCGGUCUGGAGAUUUUUCUAAUUUAAAAAUGCCUCAAAACUACCCGAAUCUGGAGGUGGGAGGAAGAAGCGCUGAACCCUUUACAACUUCAUGUUGCGCAGCGUUGUCAGGGAGGGCGGAGGCGCUUCAUGUCACUUUGCCCUCCUCAGUCGCCGACGCACACGCAAUUGAAGGUCUCGGCAAACGCGAGUGGGGGGAGGGAAGGGGUAAGGACCGGACGCUCGGUCAGUUAUCGCCCAUUGCUGCGUUAUUUAUGCUCGACGGUUGGAGUUCGCGUUGCGAGGACGCGCGGUCUUUAGUCCACACCGAAGGCAACGCACAACGGGAACACACACACCCACGAGGGCAAUACGAGAUUGUAGCCGCCGCGGUGCCUCUACCACCCUCCUCCACCGGCGGUCUUCAGCCGGCCAUCACGCAUCCGCGGGUGGUCCUCCCUUGGCUUGCGCCGAAGCGUAGAAACACCUCCAUUUGGCGUCCCGUCUAUUCCAUCGAUUGCUGCGGUAAAGAAUCUUGA